Molecule: messenger RNA, 1590 nt
Organism: Durusdinium trenchii
Lineage: Eukaryota; Dinophyceae; Suessiales; Symbiodiniaceae
Source: the annotation of a GenBank genome assembly
AUGGAUGGAAGGUUUGAGGGAGUGGUUUGGUGGCCCAUGCCACGUCAACGUCCUGCCCAUGAACUUUGGAGACAAGCUGUCUUCAAGGGCAUUUUCUUACCUUUAACAGCUGCCUUGCUGUUUCAGAAAUUGCGAAUGGCAACAUCCAGCAACGUGGGCCAUGAGGGGAUCGAAACAAAUUCGAGCUUUAUUCUGCGCCCUGGUGAUGAAGGUAAGUCCAUUGAGAGGUUGGACAGGCUGGACAACAAAUCUUUUGCAGAGGUGCAGAAGGUGUCUUCUGAGCCGUUUCAGACGGUAGAGCUACAGGAGGAUAAUCGGCCUUGGCAAAUUCACCGACUUCUUGUUCCACUAUCCCAGGAAGUGGCCAUGUGGUGGAACAACACAGACGACUUCAUCAUUUGGGCUACCCCGUGCCAGCACCCACAUUCUGGAGGUCUCAAUGACUCUCGAGUAGAGUGCUUGCAUUUGGAGGUGAAGAAUGCCAAACCAUUCAGCUACCACGGCCGAAACGUGCAAGCCAUUGAAACCGAGAUUAUCCUUCCGAAGACUACUGUUGUCAAGGAGUGCCGCUUCAGCUGGGUGCAGAUCCGUGUAGAUCUCCCGGAGAUCGACGGAACUUUGAGAGCCCUGCAUCUCUCGUGCCGGGUCACCCCACAAAGCUUUGAUGGAGGUGGUUUGCCAGGGAUCUUUGCACUGGUCUUCUUUGGCUGGCUCUUGCUUCCGUGGCCGCUUUUACUGCUGCCCACCACCAUCAUGUACACAGCGGCUCAGCCCAUCUUGGUGGCGUUGGCCUUCUGCGUGGCAAGCCUCUCGCGCUGCCUGCGCCGCCGGCGCCGGCUUUGGCGUCUGAGCAGCUUGGGCCGGAGGAAGGUGCCAGUGAAUGUGGCCUAUGGUGAGGGCGAGCCAUGCUGUAUUUGUUUCGGCACCGAGGACGAGGUACAGCUCGCCGUCUCCGUGCUGGGAGGAGUUCCUGGAGCAACUGCCUACCACUCCUCUGUGAUUGUCAACGGCCAUGAAUAUUUCUUCAGCGAUGGUGGCAUCGCAUCGACCUCUGACCUCUCCUCACACAAAAAUCCGCAGAUGCCGGACUCAAAACCUGAGGUCAUCGACAUGGGAAUGUCUCCGUACACGGGGUCUCAAAUGCGGGAGGCUUUGGAGCGCUACUUCAUCUCGGGAACGUACGAUUUGUUGCGCAAGAAUUGCAACUCCUUCUCUGACUGUGCGCUCUUCUACCUCCUACACAAGCGCUUGGACAAGAAGUACCGAGCAAUGGAGAAACUUGGUGCCUCCUUCUCUGGCGUGGUGCAAGCUGGCUCUGGUGGCCAAUACCAACCGAACCCUAAGGCUGACGGCUUUGAUGUGGAAAAAGUCUGCGAAGCGAUUGAUCCAGAUAAGUUGUGGAAGACACCUGGCCAGGCCACUGGAGGGUCGACAGUGUCCUCAGCAGAGGAAAUGCGAAAUAAGCGACUGGCACGACUCACUGGGGGUGGCGGAGGAUACGCAGGUGAAGCACAAGGAGGGCAAGCGAGUGCGGCAGCUGGUGCUCCAGCACCACCACCGCCACCGCCGCCAGCGGCCGCGGCCGCGUGA